CGCGAAGGGACGAGGGUGCCUUUCGUGGGCUUAGCAGGCGACCUCGCGAGGGUGGGGAGGAUCGUGCAGUUUUUCUGUGCACAUUCAGCAAGCAUAGCCUAUUGAGACACUCCCCUAUCAUCCUUGACCAAGUCUUUACUCUCCACAAGUACUGAAGGACCGCUCUACUGUUGCUGCAUGGCCGAGCAAGAGAAAUGACCAGAGCCUUUUUUGUGAAACAUCAAGGAAGGUGAGUAUGAUUGUCCCCCCAGGAUCUGUCGUCAUCACGGAUUGGCACAAGACUCAAGAGGGCAAAGAAUACUUCGCCACUCUCUUGCGCCAGAACAAGCGCAGGCUCUUUGGGCUGACCGAAAGGCCAGUGCUGCCCCCACAAGUGGGUGCUGAUAUUGCAAGCUACAAGGUCUUCGUGUCGGGGAAGAGCGGCGUGGGCAAGACUGCCCUGGUGGCCAAACUGGCUGGUCUGGAGGUGCCAUUGGUCCACCAUGAGACAACAGGGAUCCAGACCACAACUGUGUAUUGGCCAGCCAAGCUCAGAGAGAGUGGGAAAGCCAUCUUCUUCAAGUUCUCCUUCUGGGACUGUGGCGAAGCCGUCCUUAAGAAGUUUGAUCACGUCCUGCCGGCUUGCACAGAGAAAGUGGACGGUCUCUUGCUCCUCUUUUCGUUCACAGACCGGGCAUCCUUUGACGACCUGCCAAACCAAAUCUCUCGGGUAGCUGAUGGGGCCAAUAAUGCCAUCAGAAUGGUGGUUGGCACCAAGUUUGACCAGUUCGCCCACACUGACGUCACGGACCGGGACGUGGCCGCCUUCCGCCAUACUUGGGGCUUGCCUGUCUUGCGGGCCAAGAGCGUCAACGCGCCACGGUUGGCCGACGGAAAGACCCUGGACAGCCGUGCUGGACUCUCGGAUGUGGCCCACCUCCUGAACGGGCUGGCAGAGCAUCUCUGGCGGCAGGACCAGCUGGUGGCCGGCCUCAUUGCUCCUUCCAUGACUCCUGGGCCCCUGGAAGAGGAAAAUCCCUGGUGAAAGGACCCUGGGGUGGCCCAUCUUUUUUCAUAACUUUUUUUUUUCCAGAAGAGCCAUUGGGUGGCACUCAAGACCUUUGAGUAAAAAGGCUUCUGCCAAGUCUGGGCUCUGGAGGACCGCUAGGCCGAAGCCAUUGCUGCCAUGGCAACCACGGUGGCAGGAACACAUUAUAGCCAUGCUUAGGAGAGAGCAGGUCUGGCUGAUGGAGAAGACAGCCUCCUCAAGGCCGGGUGGCCCUCUGAGAGACUCUUCCCCCGCCACCUCCACGUAGCCCACAGCGCCUUUAUUGUUUGCGCAGAUUGAUCCGGGGUCUGAUAACACUGAAUUUGGGCUCUGGGCUUUGACUUGGUAGGAAGAAGAGUGAAAAAUACUUCUGCCUUCCUUCUCCUUAGCCAUGAGCAGAAGGUGUCCCAAAAGGAAAUCAGCCUCUCCCUGUGGUGGAGUCGGAUCGUGCCCACAAGGAAUUGGCAAAGUGUACCCAGCCCCCCUCCUCUGUAGUUUGGUGU
Molecule: messenger RNA, 1530 nt
Organism: Lacerta agilis (Sand lizard)
Lineage: Eukaryota; Metazoa; Chordata; Lepidosauria; Squamata; Lacertidae
Gene: CPLANE2
Product: ciliogenesis and planar polarity effector 2
Exons: 7
Coding region: 236-1024 (262 amino acids)
Molecular function (GO): GTPase activity; GTP binding
Source: RefSeq, a predicted model, not a curated record